This is a messenger RNA of Quercus robur (English oak), 837 nucleotides long. RefSeq lists its product as uncharacterized. The transcript has 8 exons. NCBI's taxonomy places the organism in Eukaryota, Viridiplantae, Streptophyta, Magnoliopsida, Fagales, Fagaceae. The record is from RefSeq and is a predicted model, not a curated record. Bases 77 to 484 code for a protein of 135 amino acids.
AUUUCCCAAAACCUGUCUCUCCGCACUCCCAAAAACGCAGCGUCUCAGGUUUGGGUGAAGGACUUGAAGGAGGAGGAUGGGAGAGAGGAAGGUGCUUAACAAAUACUACCCACCGGACUUCGACCAAGUCCAGACACGCAACUAUGAGCGUAGAUGCCAUGCUCGAGGCCUUGCAGCGCAUGGCUGUGGAAAAGGUGAUUGCAUAAUAAGUAGGGCUCAUCAUCAUGACUUUCACAUUGAGCUUAAAGAUCAAGUGAAACUCUGUAAAGAACAAGAGGCAAUAUCACAGGAAGCAUUCAGCCUCAACCACCUCCACCAACUAAAUGGUUUGGUUAUAAAUCAGCAAAGAAUACAAAUAGUGAUUUUGAUGCUAAACCCAUGGUCUUUUGGGUCAAUAUUCAACUGGAAAGACAACUUUUAUAAAACAUUUGCUAAAAAUGAACUACUCAGGUGCUCACAUUGGACCAGAGCCUACAACAGAUAGAUUUGUUGUUGUUAUGGUUGAUAUGCGCAAGCAUGCUCAUUCGUGUGGACUUUCCGAUAGAUUUGAUUGGUUGUUGUUUCCCCUUUGUUGUGGUAGCUUAUUGUCUCCAAUUUUGUUGCCUCCAUAUUUUGAAAAUUUUAGUCAUCCUCCUUUUUGUUUAAUGCUGUUUAAAUGGUGCUGACUAUUUGGAUUUUGAUGCUAAAUAUAAGCUCAAUUAUUAAAACUAGUGACAAGUAAGCAUGAGUAAGUAAAGUUUUGUAUUAGUAAGUAAGCAUUAGUAACAACAGCAGUGCAGCAUCAACACUUGUUACUAGACACCAUCGGCUUAUUAUAAGAGGCAGUUUAUUAGUAAA